AUGGCGGUUAGCGCGAUUUAUAUAGGAAGAUUGAUGGAGCAUCCGGUAUCACUCAACCUGUCUAGGCGGAAAAAGUAUGAACUCCUUACGGUAUGCUCGGUUGGUGUCUUCACGCUCAUCGCGAGCGUCAUUCGCCUUCCGUACCUCCACCACUUGAAUCAGUCCACGGACCCAACUUGGGACGUUGUCAACAUUGCCAUGUGGUCCAUCGCCGAGCUCGGGUCCGCCAUCACGCUGACCAGCGUCCCUGCCAUCCGGCCGUUGGUCGGCCACUACUUCCCCCACCUCAUGGGCAGCCUCGUCGGCAAGAGCACUGGCGAUCACGCCAACAGCGACAGGACGCCGGUGUUCGGCGGGUCAAGCCGCAGCAAGAAGACGACCGAGUUCUCGGCGACCGAGACGAUGCCGGCCGACAACACGAAGGCCAAGCAGGACUGGCAUCAGUAUAUCGAGUUGGACGACCAGGACGAUGCGCGGACGAAGCGGAGUGCUGAUAUGGAAAGCCAGGAGCACAUCCUGCCCCCGAGCGCUCAAAAUCCGGCCCGAGCGAAGUGA
Messenger RNA from Thermothielavioides terrestris NRRL 8126, 555 nucleotides. RefSeq lists its product as uncharacterized. The transcript has 5 exons. The coding region runs from base 1 to 555 and encodes 184 amino acids. Lineage: Eukaryota; Fungi; Ascomycota; Sordariomycetes; Sordariales; Chaetomiaceae. The record is from RefSeq and is a predicted model, not a curated record.